Molecule: messenger RNA, 2169 nt
Organism: Cucumis melo (muskmelon)
Lineage: Eukaryota; Viridiplantae; Streptophyta; Magnoliopsida; Cucurbitales; Cucurbitaceae
Product: pentatricopeptide repeat-containing protein At1g11290, chloroplastic-like
Exons: 1
Coding region: 1-2169 (722 amino acids)
Biological process (GO): RNA modification
Molecular function (GO): protein binding; RNA binding
Source: RefSeq, a predicted model, not a curated record
AUGCUUCACCUUCAACGAUCAAAACCCAUUAUUCAUACUCCCAUUCUCCUUAACUUUCCCGCCACCCAAUCAAGACUGCUCAACACGCUUUCCCUCCUCUUCAAUCGAUGCAACUCCAUUCAACACCUCCAGCAAAUUCAUGCCAGGUUCAUUCUCCAUGGCUUCCACCAAAACCCAACUCUCUCUUCCAAACUUAUUGAUUGCUAUGCCAAUCUUGGUCUCCUCAAACACUCUCUCCAAGUUUUCUGCUCCAUAAUCGACCCCAAUUUGACUCUUUUCAACGCCAUACUGAGAAAUUUGACAAGAUAUGGAGAAUCCGAGCGAGCCCUGUUGGUGUAUCAACAAAUGGUCGCCAAAUCUAUGCACCCAGAUGAAGAAACUUACCCUUUUAUUUUUCGAUCAUGUUCUUCAUUUUCAAAUGUUGGAUUUGGGAGGACGAUUCAUGGUUAUUUGGUUAAGCUGGGUUUUGAUUCGUUUGAUGUUGUAGCUACUGCUCUGGCUGAGAUGUAUGAGAAAUGGAUUGCAUUUGAGAAUGCUCAUCAACUGUUUGAUAAAAGGUCUGUGAAAGAUUUGGGAUGGUCGAGUUCCUUGACCACGGAGGGUUCUCAAAAUGGUAACGGGGAGGGAAUUUUUCGGGGUUUUGUGAGAAUGAGAGCAGAACAAUUAGUACCAGACUCACUCACAUUCGUCAAUCUCUUGAGGUUCAUUGCAGGUUUGAACUCAAUUCAACUUGCAAAAAUUGUUCAUUGUAUUGCAAUUGUGAGCAAAUUGAGUGGAGAUUUGUUAGUAUAUACUGCCGUGUUGUCUCUUUACUCUAAGUUACGUAGCUUAGUAGAUGCUAGACGGUUAUUUGACAAAAUGCCAGAGAAAGAUCGUGUUGUAUGGAAUAUAAUGAUAGCAGCUUAUGCUCGGGAAGGUAAACCGAGGGAAUGCCUUGAGCUCUUCAAGUCCAUGGCAAGAUCAGGGAUUAGAUCUGAUCUGUUUACUGCAUUGCCUGUUAUCUCUUCAAUUGCACAGUUGAAAUGUGUUGAUUGGGGGAAACAAACACAUGCCCAUAUAUUGAGGAAUGGUUCCGACAGUCAAGUUUCAGUUCAUAAUUCUCUCAUUGACAUGUACUGUGAAUGUAAAAUGUUAGAUUCAGCUUGUAAUAUCUUCAACUGGAUGACAGACAAGUCUGUAAUUUCAUGGAGUGCUAUGAUCAAGGGGUAUGUCAAAAAUGGUCAGUCCCUCACUGCAUCGUCUCUCUUCUCCAAGAUGAAAUCUGAUGGGAUUCAAGCUGAUUUUGUUACAAUGAUCAAUAUCUUGCCUGCAUUUGUUCACAUUGGAGCACUUGAAAAUGUCAAAUAUUUACAUGGGUACUCAAUGAAGCUAGGCCUGACUUCCCUUCCAUCACUUAACACAGCCCUUCUGAUAACAUAUGCAAAAUGUGGGUAUAUAGAGAUGGCUCAGAGGCUAUUUGAGGAAGAGAGAAUUGAUGAUAAAGAUUUGAUAAUGUGGAACUCCAUGAUCAGUGCCCAUGCCAAUCAUGGAGACUGGUCCCAGUGUUUUAAGCUAUACAAUCGAAUGAAGUGCUCAAAUUCAAAGCCAGACCAAGUAACAUUUUUGGGACUACUAACAGCUUGUGUCAAUUCUGGUCUUAUCGAAAAGGGGAAAGAAUUUUUCAAGGAGAUGACUGAAAGUUAUGGGUGCCUACCAAGCCAAGAGCAUUAUGCUUGCAUGGUUAACCUCUUGGGGAGAGCUGGGCUUAUCAGUGAAGCAGGAGAACUUGUAAGAAACAUGCCUAUCAAACCCGAUGCUCGAGUUUGGGGUCCAUUGUUGAGUGCUUGUAAGAUGCAUCCUGGGUCCAAGCUUGCAGAGUUCGCGGCCGAGAAGCUCAUUGAUAUGGAGCCUAAAAAUGCCGGAAAUUACAUACUGCUUUCGAACAUAUAUGCUGCUGCAGGUAAAUGGGAAGAAGUGGCAAAGAUGAGAAGUUUCUUAAGGAAUAAAGGGCUGAAGAAAACCCCUGGUUCUAGUUCGCUGGAGAUAAAUGGCCGUGUAACUGAGUUUCGUGUUGCUGAUCAAACUCAUCCUAGAGCAGAAGAUAUAUAUACCAUCCUAGGAAACCUUGAACUUGAAAUCAAAGAGGUUAGAGAAAAGAGUCUAGAUACCUUGGUAAAUCCUCUUCUAUAA